Mugil cephalus (flathead mullet) is the source of this 9123-nucleotide messenger RNA. Its product is annotated as metal transporter CNNM4. Gene Ontology annotation, cellular component: plasma membrane. Gene Ontology annotation, molecular function: sodium ion transmembrane transporter activity; magnesium ion transmembrane transporter activity. The record is from RefSeq and is a predicted model, not a curated record. Bases 378 to 3194 code for a protein of 938 amino acids. The transcript has 8 exons. Lineage: Eukaryota; Metazoa; Chordata; Actinopteri; Mugiliformes; Mugilidae. Gene Ontology annotation, biological process: magnesium ion transport; magnesium ion homeostasis.
UCCGGAUGUAAUUGGAUGAGAAACCGCUGGACGCAUCAGCGGCAACAGGAGCGGCGCGCGUCCUGCCGCAGUGCCCAGCAGGAGGGGAGGUAGAGGGGGAGGUGUCGGUGUGUUCGGGUGCUGCUGCUGCUGCUGCAGGAAUAAAUAAACAACUAAAUAAAUAAAAUAAAAUGAAAUAAAAACCAGUGAGAGGCGUGGGAGAGAGAGGGAGGGAGGGGGAGCUCGUUUGUUUGUUGUAGCUCUACCUGUCGCUGCCCGGUAGGCGGUGCGGGGCGGUGUUAACGGAGGCGUGUGUUUGGUCGGGGACGGGGGCGGGGCCGGGCUCGGACAUGAGUAAAUGACGUCAGCCCGCAGGUCGCCCGAGCAGAGAAACAAACAUGGCGACAGAAUGGAGCGGGCAGCAGGGUUAUAUUCUCACCGUCAUCAUCUGCCUGUGGAGCGGCAGCGCAGGACGCGCGGAGGCGGCGGCGGAGGCGGCAGCAGCGGCGGCGGCGGAGAGGGGGUCCGGCGGCAGGGGCAGCGGCGGGAGUCAGGUGCUCGGCAUGCGGCUGGAGAGGAGCGACAAGCCGACCAGCACCAAUGACGACGGUGUCAUCCAGGUGACUGAGGAGAGCUCCGUGCUGCUCCGGUUUUACGGGGUGCAGCUCCACUCGGGCGCCUGGACGCUGGUCCGCUUCACGGAGCUCACCGGCGGCGGAUUGGAGGAGGAGGAGGCGGAGGAGGAGGCGGCGGCGUCCAGGGGCGGCAGCGGCAUGAUGGACGCACAGGACAGGACUUGUGCAGAUUUCACGAAGGACAUCAGCGUCGGGACCUUCAUGAACGUGAGCGGCAGCGGCGCGUCGGGGCUGCUCCGCGUCAGCGUUAAGCCGCUGCGCAAGAGCGAACCGCAGAAAGAGUACGCGCUGUGCACGCCGAGCGCGGACGGGAGCAGGUGGGUGCUGCUGGGGGACACCGACGGCCGGCUGCUGGUGGUGGAGGAGAAGAAGUCGCUGCUGCCCCUGUGGCUGCAGGUGAUCCUCAUCCUCUGCCUCCUGGUCCUGUCCGGGAUGUUCAGCGGGCUCAACCUGGGGCUGAUGGCGCUGGACCCCAUGGAGCUGCGCAUCGUCCAGAGCUGCGGCACAGACAAGGAGAAGAAAUACGCGCGGAAGAUCGAGCCCAUCCGCAGCAAAGGGAACUACCUGCUGUGCUCGCUGCUGCUGGGGAACGUCCUGGUCAACACCACCCUCACCAUCCUCCUGGACGACCUGAUCGGCUCGGGCCUGGGCGCCGUGGUGGCCUCCACCGUGGGCAUCGUCAUCUUCGGGGAGAUCGUGCCCCAGGCGCUGUGCUCCCGCCACGGGCUGGCCGUGGGGGCCAACACCAUCACGGUGACCAAGUUCUUCAUGCUCCUCACCUUCCCGCUGUCCUUCCCCGUCUCCAAGCUGCUGGACGUCCUGCUGGGCCAGGAGAUCGGCACCGUGUACAACCGGGAGAAGCUGGUGGAGAUGCUGAAGGUGACGGAGCCCUACAACGACCUGGUCAAGGAGGAGCUCAACAUGAUCCAGGGCGCGUUGGAGCUGCGCACCAAGACCGUGGAGGACGUGAUGACGCCGCUGGGCAACUGCUUCAUGAUCCAGGCGGACGCCGUGCUGGACUUCAACACCAUGUCGGAGAUCAUGGAGAGCGGCUACACCCGGAUCCCGGUCUACGACGACGAGCGCUCCAACAUCGUGGACAUCCUGUACGUGAAGGACCUGGCCUUCGUGGACCCGGACGACUGCACCACCCUGAAGACCAUCACCAAGUUCUACAACCACCCGGUCCACUUCGUCUUCCACGACACCAAGCUGGACGCCAUGCUGGAGGAGUUCAAGAAAGGUAAAUCCCACCUGGCCAUCGUCCAGAAAGUCAACAACGAGGGGGAGGGGGAUCCUUUCUACGAGGUGCUGGGCCUGGUCACCCUGGAGGACGUCAUCGAGGAGAUCAUCAAGUCGGAGAUCCUGGACGAGUCCGACCUCUACACUGACAACAGGAACCGUAAGAAGGUCGACCCCAACAAGAACAAGCGAGACUUCUCCGCCUUCAAGCACGACGCCGACAGUAAAGUGAAGAUCUCUCCUCAGCUCAUGCUGGCGGCUCAUCGUUUCCUGGCCACAGAGGUCAGUUUGUUCAGCCCCUUCCAGAUCACGGAGAAAGUUCUGCUGAGGAUCCUCAGACACCCGGACGUCAUCCACGAACUCAAGUUCAACGACAACGACAAGCGGUCGCCGCUGCACUUCCUGUACCAGAGAGGAAAACCCGUCGACUACUUUGUUCUGGUUCUGCAGGGUCGUGUGGAGGUUGAAGCUGGAAACGAGAACAUGAAGUUUGAGACGGGUCCGUUCUCCUACUACGGGGUCAUGGCUCUGAGCGCUCCGUCCCUGGCUGUCACCCCUCCUCUCUCACCCUCAGUGGCGUCCCCCCCUCCACGACGCCUCUCUCUUAAGAGGUUUUCUCUGUUCUCUCGUUUCCCAGAGUUUCGCUCUCCGUCCCACGGGGGGAACCUGAACCGCUCGGCGUCCCUGAGCUGCACUGAGCGCGCUCCAGAGAUCAGCUCCGUGGGCGGAAGCAACAGCCAGAUCCCCGGGACGCCCUUCCAGUACGUCCCGGACUUCUGCGUCCGAGCCCUCACCGACCUGCAGUUCGUCAAGAUCACUCGUGCUCAGUACCAGAACGGUCUCCUGGCGUCCAGGCUGGACAGCUCGCCUCAGUCCCCCGACGGCAGCCACACUCGCCUGGACACGUCCAUGACGCUGCCCCCUGUGACGCCGCCGGGAAGCCGCGCCCCCCUCCCGCUGGCCACGCCCCCUGCAAAGCGCCAGCCGUCCAACGCUCAGCCGACGCCGCCGCCGAGCGGACGCCCGCAACCCGCCUCGUCCUCCAGCCGCAGGCCGAGCCAGUCUCUGCCCCAGGCCACGCCCCUCCUCAGCAACCACGCCCCUCCCGCCUCCGGGGGCACGGCGGCGCCGGCUGCCCUGAACCCUCGCCCGCAUCUGUCCUCCAAAUCCCAGCAGUCCCUGUCCUCCGUCGGCCUGGAGACCGGUCCGGGAGAAACCACCACGCUGCUCAGCGAGCAGCAGAACUGCGUCGGAUCCCGUCGGCCCAGCUACCACCAGCCUCACCCCCACCCUCACGUCCACACCAUCAGCCACGCACACACCGAGAGCACCAUCUAGGGAAAAACACGGCGCUACUUCCUGUUCCUGUUUGUUGAACUGUUCUGUCCGAGGAUCAGCACAUCUCAGAGACCAGCAGAGAUCCUCCUGUAUCCUAUUCCUGCAUGUUCCCCUCCUCACACCAACAAAAAACCUGAGAACAGAGAGGAAGCAGGAACGUGAGUGAGUACGGUGGAAAAAAAAACGACCGGGCCGAGUGUCUCUAAAGGGUUAGUUCACCUAAAUUAUCUUACAGGUAGUUCAGUACAGAUUUAAUUCAACAGCAGUGAAAUAAUCUCCUGGGUUUGUGAAAAGUUUAUUAAUGUUGACUCCCACUAUUUAGUCAAAACUGUCCAUAACCUCUGGUCCCCUACAUUAGUGUUGGUUUUAAAUUAUAUCCACUCAGCCUCAUCAUUUAGAAUAAUUUCCUUAUUAACUCCCUGUUUUACACUCUCAUGCUGCCAUUGACAUCCAUUGAUUUUAAGUAUCUCACACUGUCACAAAACAAACAUGGGACUAAAGUGAAUUCAGAGAACUAAAAACUGAAAUUAAACCUUCACUCGUCUGAUUUCUAAAAGUAAUUUUCCAUGUUUUGAGUGACACAAACAAAUUUCCGUUGACAGACAAAAGUGAACUUCAUUUAAGUCACAAAUCAGCUUUUAGUUGUUGUUGUUUUUUCCAAGUGCAUCUUGGAUCUUGCAUCUUUUCCAUUUUCUUAAAUUAGAAAAUCAAUUUGUACUUUCACAGACAAACAUGAGCUCAGUUUGAAUCAUAGUUCAUCUUUUAGUUUUCUCUUUUACACUGUUCAGUGUCACAUUAAAUGUGUAGAUUCAGACAAAAGAGAGUUCGAAGGACAGUUCAGCUUUAAGUUUCUUAUAUUUCAAGUGCAAUUUUCUUUGCUUCGAGCAUCACAAACACGUUUCCAUUUACCUCCAUUUUAUUUUGAACCCGUUUUACGUCAAAUCCUCUGCACAUGAAACAAUCUUUAGGUUUUUGUUAAUUUACGUGGACGGACCCUUUAAGUCAUCUCUGGUGAGACAAUCAAAAACAGUGUCUGUGCUACACGGUUUCCUCAUUGAGUUUUAUUUAAUUUACCUCUGAAUUUUAUUUUAUUUUGGUUUCACCAAAGAUUGAGACUUCCAGAAGUUACUAAGUGGACGUGGAAGGUUCUUUGUGCAGAUUUAGAUUGUUCUGUUUGUGUAGAUGAGCUGUUUGACUUCUUUGACUUUAUGAAACUUUUUUUUUUUUUUUUAAUUAGCCGUGACGGAUGUGAAUGGAUUUAUCUGUGUCAAUUCAAGUACCAGCAAAACGACCAGAUUCACUGUACUGAACGGCUUCUGCAGUUAAACUACCACACGGCUGCAUGUUUUAACCCAUUUAUAUCAAAACACCUAAAAUCACCGCUGACUUUUUGACAAACAUUCUGGGUUUUUUGUUUGCCCACGUUAAAGAAUAAAACUCAGUCCUAAAUUAACAAUGAAGUUUAUUUAAUUUAAACUUAAUUGUUAGAAAAUAACUGGAAGAAAUGUAGUGAAAAAACACGCUCAGUGUAAAUAUAUCAAAUAUUCUUUAGUUUUUAAAUGACAAAUUAGCAAUUUACAUUGUUUUAAAUGUAUUACAAACAUUUCUGAGAGUUUGCUAAUUAUCUUUGUUUCUAACAGAAAAGUGUGGAAACCGAAACCUUUGUGAUAAUCGGAGAAACUAAUCUAUAAAUCUGGGAAAAUCCAGCGGUUAUGGCGAUUAUACGUAGGUUUGAAUAAAGGGGCUAAAAGAUGCGAACAUGCUGAUAUGGUCCUUAAAUGUAACAUCGCUUAGGAUGUGAAGGCCGAGCACCUGAAGGCAACGUGUUUUAAGUUAUUUAAUUUCCAAGAAUGAUGUUAGAAAUAUUUAUUUUGAGGAACAUUUUAUAUGUGUUUGACAUUCGACUUGUUGUUUUUCUAUUUUAGACUUUAUUUAUUUAUUUCCUUCUUGCUUUGGUUUCUUGAAAACGUCGUAGCAGAAGUUAAAGGACGAGCUGCACUGACGCUGUCUUCCUCCAAAAAUCCCUCACUGUGAAUUUAACUGCAGCUCCUUCUCAAAGCUUCAGCGGAGCAGAGAAAACUGGAUCUCAGCUCGUUGCAACACAAACUCCUGGUUAUAAAUUACACUGGCCUUUUCUUUUUUAUUUAUUUCCAUUGAGUUAGUGGAGGUUUAGUUUGACGCUGUUUAAUAUUCAACCACUUGAACCAGAUAACCCAGAGCUUCUAGUAGCAUGUCUGUUCACAGCACAGUUUGUUGGAUUUUAAUUAAAAUAGGCGCUAAUUUAUUAUUUAUUUAUGGGACUGGUUGUUAAAAAUCCAAAUGAGCUGAAUCAGAAAGUGUUGGGCUGGUUACGUUUUACGUUGAUCCAUCGUCCUCCAUAGAUAUUUUUCAGUAUUUUACUACGAUGUGGAGAAAAACUCACACGGACAAAUCACGGGAACAUGUCAACAACAAGCACCAGGUAGCAGACGAAGCUAACUAUUAACGUUAAAACAGCUGUUGAUUAUUUUUCCAUUCGUCUUCGUUGCUAAAACACUUCUUCAUAGUUCUAGUUUUGAAAUGUUACAUUCAUUUUUACAUUUGAGGCUUUGCUAAUCGUUAGCAUACUACAAGUAUAUUUAAGCAAAUACGACUAUUCCUAACCUGGUUUGUUCAGACGAGACGUUACAAAAAGCUAGAAACUAGCCUCCGCUUACUUCAGAUCAAAUAUUUUCUGGAUAAAUCAAUCAAAAGGCGAUAAUAUUUUUGUGUGCGAUGCAGGUGAAGAUGAAAAAAAACUGUAUCAGUUUACAUUUUUAACAUUGCAUGGAUGUUACCGUAUUGGCCAGUAGGGGGAGUCACCCGUCAGUCGUAAUGGCAAAGCACUCUUUCUGCAACCAGCCCCCACUUUUUGGUUGUGCUAAGCUAAAAAAUAGGCUAACUUUAAUAACUGAUGAGGAGGCAGCUGCAAAGAUUAGAAACAGGCAAAAAACAAGCAACAAUUAACAAGCUAGGCUAACCUUUAACGUUACGUUGACGAAAUGUAAUAUUUUUGUUGUUGUUGUUUGUUGUUUUUUACUUGGCCUUCAUUGACGCCGGUAUCUCAUCAAAAUCAGAUGUUUUCUCCAUAAAUCCAUUGAGAGGCGUUAAUAUUUUUCUUAUAAAAACUGUAUCAGUUUACAUCAUUAGCAUCGCGUGGAUGUUAGCAUUUUGUCUGACAGGGGGAGCCACCUGUCAGUCGUAAUCUGCAACCCGCCCCCACUUUUUGUUUGUGCUAAGCUAACAGUUAGCCCAGGUUGAAGCAUUGAUAUCUGAUUGCACAAUGACAUGUCGGGAUUUAAUGAACAAACACGUUGAACACAUGAACCCUUCUUCUAAAACCUCCCUCUACAUUCCAGACCAGGGAUUCAUUCAUAUACUUGACAUAAUGUAACGUAAAUUUUAAACAUGUGUAAAUGAAACUUUAAUGUUUUUGGAAAGCAUGUAGAGGACGUUGAAGAGAUUCACACAAAGAAAGAGAAAGUGUAGCGGCUCAGCGGCGGUCUGAGCGCGAUGCUAACGCUGCUACCAUGUGACCGACCUAUUAUUUGUUUCCUGUGUAUAAAACGAUUUAACUGACUGUAUAGAUGAAGUAUUUUAUUGACGAUACAGUGAGAUAUAUUUAUUUGAAAAGAUACUGCUGUAUAAGCUAGCACUGAUUUAAAAGAAACAUUUCCAAGCUAUGUAGCUUAAAUCUGAGAAGGUGAAUUUUCCAAAGCAUUUGUCUCAACUGGGCAAAUCGGGCACCAGGUCUCAUUCGGGACAGACCUGUUAGAGUUUAUUUUUUAAUGUGAAGGUUUUCUCUUGAAGGGACAAAAUCUGGUUUAAAGACCUUCACGUAGGAGUGUAGCGGUAAUGCGCUAAUGGUACCAAAUCUCUGGAGACAUUGGUUGAAAUAAUUUAUUUAAAGUCUAGAGUAGUUAUAAUUACGUGUCUUUCAAAAUGGUGGUUGAAUGGCCACUAAGACAAAAUUACAGCAAGGAUGAAAGUAAAAGUUAACAUGGAAAUACCCAAAACUGCAGUUCCACUAACGGCCACUAGAUGCUGGCUCCAAAAGCAAAUCAUACCCCAUAAACCUCCACGUUAAAAUGUCCAAAUAGACAUUUUUAGAGUCUGUCGAGCUGAUUUCUCAAUUCAUGAAAACUACAAAUGGAGAAUCGUGUUUAAACGUAUGCAUAAUUAAGGGCAUAAUUACAGUUUGAGUAAGAAUUGGAUGUCCUUACAGGUUGCUAGCUAUACUCCGCCUCUUUGACUAGUUUUGAAUUAGCUGGGAGUCUGGUGAAGAUAGAGAUCCCCAGAGUAUGGAGAGUUUUUUUCUCCUUGCAAUACCAUGAUUGACCACUAGGCCAAACAUUUAGGCUUUUUGGUAUUUCCAUGUUAGCUUGUUUGAGCAGACAUGUCUGAGCAGACAAUUAAUACGAAUUACGUAGCUUGAAAUGCUAACCCAAAAUGUCUUCCAUGGAAGUGCAGAAAUAUCUGAUGUCAUCUUUUAAUAACAGGAAAUGAACAGCGUACGCCGUUACACUCCUGCAGUUAUUAUUUCAGUUUCGCUAACGGGACGCCCGCUAGCUCAUAUUUGCCCCGGGGGGCCACCUAGAGGUAGAUGGGCACAGAUCAGAUUCAGUGGGAUGGUUCAGACUUGAAGCUGAAAUCCUGCUCAUUUAAUGUAAAUAUACACCCACCGGCCACUUCAUUAGGGACACUAGUGAAAACGAAUGCAACAGUUUAGCUUAGCUUAUGCAGGAUUCACUAUUGUACCUAAUGUUUGGGCCAGUGAGUGUAUAGUCAUCAUAGCCUUACCCUCGACUUUAAGAGACUCUAGGCCUGUACGCUGGCUCAUACGUCUCAUGUAGCAUUUGGUUUUCGUGGCUCCUGUGAAGCCACUGGUUGGCUGACGGUUCGGAAAUGUGAAAAUUGUUAAAGUUGUAUUUAUUGUAUUUAUUUAUGUUUCUUUAAAAACGGGCUUCCAGCUGUGAGACGCAGCUUUGAUUGGGUUUCUUCGCCCAUAAAACACUGUGUUCAGUUCCCUGACUGCUGUUUGCGUUCUACUACUGUAAAUAUUGUAACAUGAGAGACGUGUUGGGAAAGUAUUUAUAAAGAGAGAUGUUUUGUUUCCAUUGUUAUUUUAGGGAAGGCAUUACAUAGCAAUAAACUUUGCACAAAGUUGACCUCAAGUAAUAUUUUACUCGUUCUCUCUUCUGUAGCUUUUAUUUACUUUUGUCUUAAGACAUGACAACCAAAGCUUUUGUUGUUUUCUCUGCCAAAAUCUCCCGUUUCCUUUUCCUGGUUUGUUUUCUCACUCUGCCCUCGUCUCCACUCCUGCUGCGUGGAAGUAUUGAAAUUCCUUUGGCUUCUUUUAAAUCAUGGAACUAGAGCAGGGCUGCCGGGUUUAUCAGCAACUCCUGGGGUGUUGUUUUUAGCCCUGCAGCGGUGUGAUGAUUAGACCUGUACGAGGGUUAAAUAUUUUCAGGAGUGACAUUUCCACACUGUAUCAUUCACUGGUUGGAGGUUUAGUGGAGUCGGUCACAUCCACAUAACAUCCCUGUCAGGAUUUCUUUGCAUGCAGUUUAUAAACUAUUGAUUCGUUCAGAGAUGCCGUGCAGAUUAAAGACGAGUCAAGAACUCAAUACUCAUUUAAUACAAUACAAAUAAAAACCUAGAAUUCUGUUUUUCCUUUUCAUUUCUGCAGGCUAUGUACAGUGGAUGCAAAAUACCGGUUUGGCAGGUUUGAUUAUUCAGACGAUGCUGCAACAUGCUUGACUUUCUCUUUUUGUUUCAUGGCAGAGGUUGAGCAGAGAGAUGGACUGUGUGACUUAAAGCAAUGUGUACAAACUGUUUUAUAUAACUACUGUAAGACAUUUGAAGAAAUCUAAGAGGUUAAUAAACCUGAGAUAUAUUUCUCUACAACAAA